Eutrema salsugineum is the source of this 438-nucleotide messenger RNA. RefSeq names its product methyl-CpG-binding domain-containing protein 3-like. NCBI's taxonomy places the organism in Eukaryota, Viridiplantae, Streptophyta, Magnoliopsida, Brassicales, Brassicaceae. The record is from RefSeq and is a predicted model, not a curated record. Gene Ontology annotation, molecular function: DNA binding. The coding region runs from base 1 to 438 and encodes 145 amino acids. The transcript has a single exon.
AUGUUGCAAAAUGUGAACCGUGGGAAGUGGAGGCAUGUUCCGUCCCAAGAACAAUUUGAGAUAAUCAGAAGCAAGGCGUUGAGAAAGUGUUUUGAAUGCAAGAAUGGCUAUGGAGAGCCUCGAGAUGUUGAUGUGGAAGGUGAUACCACGAGGUUAUUGUUAGAGGAUCAUCUCCAUGGUUUACCUAAACCUCUACAAGGAUUCAGGAGGAUCGUGCUUCGCAGAGAAAACUGCAAGAGAACCGAUGUUUAUUACGUUACUCCUCAGAGAAAAAAGCUAAGGAGUUGCAAAGUCGAUGGUUUUAUCAAAGACAACGAACUAGAGGUGUUCACGUCAGCUUUUCAGAAAGCUUUGUACAGUUACCAUGUCAGCAAGUUAAACACUUUUUCUUGGGUUUUUGACUUCUUAUUUAUUGAUCGAUGCAAAGAGGAUCGUUGA